This is a messenger RNA of Chanos chanos (milkfish), 442 nucleotides long. It is a transcript of the gene rps26, whose product is annotated as ribosomal protein S26. Gene Ontology annotation, biological process: translation. Lineage: Eukaryota; Metazoa; Chordata; Actinopteri; Gonorynchiformes; Chanidae. Gene Ontology annotation, cellular component: ribosome; cytosolic small ribosomal subunit. Gene Ontology annotation, molecular function: mRNA binding; structural constituent of ribosome. The transcript is spliced from 4 exons. The record is from RefSeq and is a predicted model, not a curated record. Bases 26 to 373 code for a protein of 115 amino acids.
CCUUUCUCCUGCCUCUGAAAUCAAGAUGACCAAGAAGAGAAGGAAUAACGGACGUGCUAAGAAGGGACGUGGACAUGUCCAGCCCAUCCGCUGCACUAACUGUGCCCGUUGUGUCCCUAAGGACAAGGCCAUCAAGAAGUUUGUCAUCAGAAACAUUGUAGAGGCAGCUGCAGUCAGAGACAUCUCAGAGGCCAGCGUUUUUGACGCAUAUGUGUUGCCCAAGCUGUAUGUGAAGCUGCACUACUGUGUGAGCUGUGCCAUUCACAGCAAAGUAGUGAGAAACCGCUCACGUGAUGCCCGAAAGGACCGCACCCCACCUCCACGGUUCAGGCCCAGUGGUGCUGCCCCAAGAGCUCCACCGAAGCCCAUGUGAUAUGGAUUAAUUUAACAUUUUUGUGUUAAAAAUAAAAAAAAAAAAUAAAGAGAUUUGGUGGAACAAAAA